Cylas formicarius (sweet potato weevil) is the source of this 780-nucleotide messenger RNA. RefSeq lists its product as uncharacterized. The transcript is spliced from 4 exons. Lineage: Eukaryota; Metazoa; Arthropoda; Insecta; Coleoptera; Brentidae. The record is from RefSeq and is a predicted model, not a curated record. Bases 38 to 655 code for a protein of 205 amino acids.
CGGACAUAUUGGUUAGUGUGGCAAAAAUUUUUGCAAAAUGGCUUCCACAUUUUUGAUUGCCUCAGUAUUGGUCCUAACUCUCUUUGGAGUUUGUCGAGCCGGCGGUGAUCAUGGAGGAGGACACAAAAAAGUAAUCAUCCAUGUGCCGUACAAAGUAAAAACUAUCCACCACACUCACACGGUGUACAAACACGUCGGAGGUGAUAAAGAGGAGGGAUCUAAAGUUAUCGGUUACUCUGGCGACGGUGACGUAGAAAUAGGUCACGGUGGGUACGGAGACGAAGGAGGCCACGCUGGUGGGUUCACCGUCGGAGGUGACCACGGAUUUUGGCACUCAGGAGGUGGCCACGAAUCAGGGGGCGUAGAAACUGGCGGACACGGUGGCUUCAGUUCUGGAGGCGACGGUGGUGACUUGGGAGGUUACGGAGGAGGUGACUGGAGCCAUGGAGGUGGCGAUAUUGGCGGUUACGGCGGAGGUGACAUUGGAGGAGGACACGGAGGCGAUAUCGGAAGUUACGGCGGCGGAGAUAUAGGUGGUGGUCACUCAGAUUACGGAAACUCCAUCGGAGGAGGGCACGAUUUCGGUGGUCUAGGAGGAAGCAGUUUCGAAGGCUAUGGAGGUGGAGACGAUGGAGGUCAUAAGGGUUACGAUUAAGUUCUUCUCUUUUCUAAAAGACUUUAAGUUAUACGCUCUGUUACCUGUGUUUUUCUUCCGACUAGUCGUUUUUGUUAAUUAGUACGUAAGGUUAGUUCGUUAUUUUCGUCGUUACGUUUUUUGUU